AUGAAUAGUAAUAUUGAAGAUGAUCCAUGGUCAAGUGGAUGGAAUGAUAAUAAUACCCCCGUCAAUGAUCCACUAACAGCAACAACUACAACUCCUUAUCAUUCCUCAUAUUUAACUUCAUCCCAAUUAUUUACUUCAACAACAACAGGAGGAGGAGGUGGUGGUGGAGGUUAUAAUAGUACUAAUACUCAUAAUACAAUCCCACCAAAUUUAAUUAAUGUUCCAUCAUCUUAUGAAACAAUAUAUUCUCAUUUUAUAACUAAAUUCAAUAAUUCUAAUUUCAAUUUAAAUGAUUUUGAAAUUAAUAUUAUUGAUAAAUUAGUUUCAAUGAAUUAUUUAACUAAUUAUCAAAAACAAAAAAUUUUAGAUAUUGUUUAUGAAAAUAAUUUAUUACCUAUUAAUCAAUCAUUUAAAUUUUAUCAAAUCUUGGGAUUAUUAGCAUUAGAAAUUGAUGUACCAGGAACUGGAGAUUAUGUAACUUUACAAUUUCGAUUGAAUAAUAAUUUACCAGAUUUACCGGAAAAAUUUGUUAAUGAAAUAACCCAAGAAGAAGAAAAAGAGGAAGACAAUGGGUUGCUUGGGAAUAGAAAUAGACUGAUUCAAUCACAUUCUGGUAGUGGUGGUAACAAGGAUGAUUGGAAUAUUGAUGAUUCAACUAUCAGUGGUGGAAAUAUUGGUGAUCCAUUAUUAGUUGAUCAUUCACAUAUUCAUGAUGAUUCAAUUGAUGAAAAUAAUUCAAUCAACCAUAGUCAACAACAACAACAACAACAAUCACAAUCACAACAAGAAGUAGUAGUUGCACCAAAUGUUGAUUCAUCAUAUAUUGAAAAAUAUAUUAAUGAUAUUAAAGAUCAAUUUAAACCAUUAUUUUUAGGUCUUGAUUUAAUUAAAAUUAAAGAAGUUCCUGAAAAAGAAGGAAUAAUAUUUAAGCAUAUUAAUUAUAUGAUUACUCAUGAUUUAAAAAUUGGUGGGACUAGUUCUGGUACUAAAAAAGUCAUUCGAAGAUAUUCUGAUUUUGUAUGGUUAAUGGAAUAUUUAUUAGAAAAAUAUCCAUUUAGGGUGAUUCCAGGAUUACCUCCCAAAAAAUUCACAGUAGGAGCUUCACCUGAUUCACAAUUUUUACAAAGACGUCGUCGAGGAUUACAUAGAUUUUUAAAUCAAUUAAUCAAACAUCCAAUAUUAAGUCAAGAACCAAUUGUUCAAUCAUUUUUAACUGUACCUACUGAUUUAGCCACUUGGAGGAAACAAGCUAAAAUUGAUCCAUCAUUAGAAUUUAAAGGUCAAAAAAUUCAAACUGAUUUUAUAAAUGUGAUUUGGCCAAUUAUGGGAGGAAAUUUUUUGAAAAAAUGGCGUCAAGCUGAAGAAAAUAUUCAAAAUAUAAUUGAUAAAUGGGUUAAAAUAAUUAUAUUAGUGGAAAGAUAUGAAAGAAGACAACAACAAAUUAGUUUUGAUAAUGGGAAAUUUGCUGAAAUGUUGAAUGGAUUUAGUAAAUUGAAUAAUAAAAUUUAUCCUGAUAAUGAACAUGAUGAUAAUAAUGAGAAUGAUGAUGCUGCUGAUACAAAUGAAAAUUAUAAACAAGAUUUUAAUUUUAAUUCUUCAGGAGAUAUUACUAAUAUUAAUCAAUGUUUGAAUUCAAUUGGUGAAUUUUUCAAUAAAUCAUCUCAAGUAUUAAUUGAUGAAAGUUAUAUUGUUAAUACUAAAACUUUAGAAAAAUUUAAAAAUUAUUUGGAUUAUUUAAAUUCUUUACAAGAAUUAUUUGAAAGAACUAAACAAUUAUCUAUAAAUCAAAUUGAUAUUUUAGAUAAGCGUAUAAAAGAUCAAGAAAUUAAAUUUAAAAAAAUUAGUGAAGAAAAUCCUGAUAUUAAAGGUGGUGAAUUAAUUAAAUUAAGACAAUCAAUUAUAAAUGAUAAACAAGAAAUUUUCCAACAAUUAAAUAAAGAUUGGUUAAUUAAACAAUGUUGUUUACAAGAAUUUAUUAUUUUCCAAGAAACGCAAUUUUUAAUUACUGAACUUUGGGUAGAAUGGUGUAAAGAUCGAUUGAAAUGUCAAGAGAAAUUAGUUGGAUUAUAUGAUAAUUUAAAUCAAGAAAUUAUUCAUGAUAUGCCACUAGAGAGAUGA
Molecule: messenger RNA, 2118 nt
Organism: Candida dubliniensis CD36
Lineage: Eukaryota; Fungi; Ascomycota; Pichiomycetes; Serinales; Debaryomycetaceae
Gene: MVP1
Exons: 3
Coding region: 1-2118 (705 amino acids)
Biological process (GO): protein targeting to vacuole; retrograde transport, endosome to Golgi
Cellular component (GO): endosome
Molecular function (GO): phosphatidylinositol-3-phosphate binding
Source: RefSeq, a predicted model, not a curated record